UCACCCAAAAACCUUAGUUAAAUCAUAUUUCCUUCAAAAAAAAAAAAAAAAAACCUUAGUUAAAUCAUAUCAGAUUCUCAACACUGUUAAUAUUUCAAUUUUUUUUUUUGACAAGAUCUAGGUUGAUAUAACCUAUUUCAUCAACACUAAUCUUUUCCACUUCGAUUAAUUUUCAUUGAUUUUUUCCCCAAUUCAAUUCCAAUUUUAAUUUUUCUCAAUUGGAAAGAUUUAGGGUUUUUGCCGCUUUUUCAAUUUGAAAUUUUGUCAAUUGAUCGCCUUGAGUUUGAGUACUAGAUCGCCGAUUACAGCGAUUUGGUACUCCGGCGAACGGCGGACGUCUUGAUUCUCUUGUUGAAUGUGCUCGAAGUUUAGUUUUUGAUUCUGGGAAGAUUAAUGCAUAAUAAAAUGGGCCCACCUCUUCGCAGUGGGGUUUCGAAACGAUCGAAUGAUAGCGCAAGGCUUGUAAUGACUACUAUUCUAGGUGUUGUUUUUGGGUUCUUCAUUGGAGUUUCAUUUCCUUCAGUUUCUGAUAAGAUUAAAUUAUCUUCAAGACUUAUUUCCUCUUUUGAUGGAAUUUCUAAAAGUUCCGCGAAGUCUCUUGAAGAUCUUGCAUCAUUGACAAUCCCUAAGAUAUAUGUACCGACCAAUCCGCGUGGUGCUGAGAUGUUACCUCCAGGAAUUGUAGUAGGAGAAAGUGAUUUUUUUCUUCGAAGACUGUGGGGUGAACCGAGUGAGGAUUUGAAAAAGAAGCCAAAAUACUUGGUAACUUUCACUGUUGGAUUAGCUCAGAGGGACAACAUUAAUAAAGCUGUAAAGAAGUUCUCUGACGAUUUCCAAAUUUUGCUCUUCCACUAUGAUGGCAAAGUUACUGAAUGGGAUGAGUUUGAAUGGUCCAAAAAAGCUAUCCAUGUCAGUGCUCCAAAGCAAACAAAAUGGUGGUAUGCAAAGAGAUUUCUCCACCCUGAUGUUGUUGCUGCUUAUGACUAUAUCUUUAUCUGGGAUGAAGAUCUUGGUGUUGAACAUUUCAAUGCUGAGAAGUAUAUUCAAUUGGUGAAGAAGUAUGGCUUGGAGAUUUCUCAACCUGGUCUUGAGCCUAAUAAUGGUUUGACAUGGGAGAUGACUAAGAGGAGAGGGGAUAGAGAAGUUCACAAGGAUACUGAGGAGAAACCAGGCUGGUGCUCCAACCCACACUUGCCUCCUUGUGCUGCAUUUGUGGAAAUCAUGGCCCCUGUUUUUUCUCGGGAUGCUUGGCGCUGUGUGUGGCAUAUGAUUCAGAAUGAUUUGGUACAUGGGUGGGGACUGGAUUUUGCUCUGAGAAGAUGUGUAGAACCUGCGCAUGAGAAAAUUGGUGUUGUAGAUCAGCAAUGGAUAGUUCAUCAAGUAAUUCCUUCUCUUGGGAACCAGGGUCAGGCUGAGAAUGGCAAGGCUCCAUGGCAAGGGGUCCGUGAGAGAUGCAAGAAAGAGUGGUCUCUGUUCCAAAAUCGACUUGCAAAUGCUGACAAGGAAUACCUUGCACAACUCGGGAAGGGCUAAUGACUAUUCUUUAUGUGUAGCGUAGCCGCAUGCUAAUGCUGAUCACUUUUGAUCUCUCUACCAGCAUCGUGAUUGGAAGAUUAGUUCAGUUCUUACUAAUGAUGUGCUUUCUGGUUUGGUAAUGGGUAUUCCUUUGGCCUCUAAGGAUAUAGGGAAGAAAUAACUACACAUUGUGCAUAGAAUACUAUAUUAAUGCUAGGUAACCUGUGUAGAUUAUUAUUCUUCCCCACCUUUGCGUCCAAUAUUGCUGUUAUAUUGGAUUUACCCUAGUGGUUGUGUUGCAGAUAUGCGUAGAUUUUAGGGGUCAUCCUUGUAUUAAAUUGUUGUACAAAUUUUGAACAGCUGAGGCAAACUGUUAGAUGAGACUUAGUCCCCAUUCCUUUGUUUUUGCGGAGGCGAGGGAUUGUUCAUCCUUGUGGAUUUCUUUGGGUAGCUUCGUGUUAGAAACAUGGUUGAUGAAUUCUUUCUGCCACAUCAACCGAUUUUUCUAUCUUAAUUCCAGUUCUCUUUCUCUUCA
This is a messenger RNA of Chenopodium quinoa (quinoa), 2050 nucleotides long. RefSeq lists its product as uncharacterized. The record is from RefSeq and is a predicted model, not a curated record. NCBI's taxonomy places the organism in Eukaryota, Viridiplantae, Streptophyta, Magnoliopsida, Caryophyllales, Amaranthaceae. The transcript has 14 exons. Bases 394 to 1533 code for a protein of 379 amino acids.